Theobroma cacao (cacao) is the source of this 734-nucleotide messenger RNA. Its product is annotated as inactive protein RESTRICTED TEV MOVEMENT 2-like. Gene Ontology annotation, biological process: cellular response to heat. The record is from RefSeq and is a predicted model, not a curated record. Lineage: Eukaryota; Viridiplantae; Streptophyta; Magnoliopsida; Malvales; Malvaceae.
CAUUACUAUUUCUUUCCAGGAGUUCCAUAUAAUAUUUUUCCUUCGGCAAUGGUCCGUUCCUACCAAGAUUUCCAGCCUGAUUGCGAAUACCGACAAGGAGAAACUCAGGAUAUCAUUGAAUUAAAAUUGAAAGAUUUCAGAAAGGAACAGCUCAAAGUUACCUUCGGCACCAACCGGACCCUAACGAUUUGCGGAGAACGUCCCCUGGAGGGAACUAGGUGGAUCCGAUUCCGCAAGGAAUUCACCCCUCCCAAAGAUUGCAAUGCAAAUGAAAUUCGGGCAAGGUUGAGUUCUGGCAUUCUAUACGUAACAAUACCUAAGAAAAUUGUUCAGCAGGUUCCCCAACAGGAUCAAGCUAGACCAGUGCAACAAGCGUCAGCAAUUCAACACGAAGGGAAACUAGAGCAAGAGAGCAGUCGAAGUACAGAGGCUGCUGAGACCUUUACAGCUAAAGAAUCGGGUCCUGGAGAUGUGACUACGCCAACUGAAAAUGCUACAUCGCCCAGGGCUGGUCCCAAAUCUUUUAUUCCACGGCUGAAAAUGGGGAGAAAGACGGUAAUGAAGGUUGCGGCAAGUGUUACAGUGCUGUCAUUGCUGUUCAUUAUACUGCUUUUUAUGUUCAAAUAUUAUGCUCCCAUGGUUAAUAUUGUCAACUGAUUACAUUUCAAGUUCCUUAAAACUUGAUGGAAUUCAUUGUAAUUUGACCAAAGAAUAAUAUAAAGGUCUCUUAAAAG